AUGGACCCGUGGGAGCCGUCGCUUCCUGGCGCAGGAGCUCAGCGUGUUGUGAUGUUGUUGCGACUGUACAUGCGCAUGGGGUACUACAGUUCACUCUCUGUGCUUGUGGUGGACGCUCUUUCGUUAACGUUUAAAGCCGAUGGGGCAACCGUGUCUGAGCUCAGCACGUACUUGGGUCUCACACCAGACAGUGUGGAAGCGGGAAUUGAAGGAAUUCCAAAGGAAGUGUGCUGUACAUCAACAGAUCUUCAUCAGGAGAAUAUUGGAGAUGAUUCGGAAGAGACAAAAGGAAAGGGUACACGUAAAAGAAAUCGACAAGAGGGUACAGAAGAAAAUGCUUUGCGAUAUUAUAUAAAUUAUUCUGCUCUCUUACCAUUUGUUUUCGCACAUGUUUCCCAUAUGUUGCUGGCUCUUUCUCAAAUACCUGUACCACAACAGACAGGAAAUGGAGGUUUAGGUGGAGAAAUUGCCUCGUUAAAUAUAUCUCCAACACUUCGACGUUCAGAUGGAAAACGUGGACUUUGUUGUACAUCUUGUCGCUACUGGAUGGCACUAAAAGAUAUGCGAUUAACUAUUUCACGAUGUCCUCUUUGUCAAUCAGAUAUACUUGGAAGUAUACUACGCGGAAUUAAGUCUCGUUAUGAUGAAAAAAUAAAAAGAGGUCAGCCCUUACUUUCCUUUGGUCCUUUACAGCAGCGAGGUUUAAGUUCAAGUAAACCGACAGAGACUGGUCAAAAUGUCACAUCUAAUGUGACUGGAGAUGAUAUAGCCGAUUAUCCUCUUGCACGCGAUCCUUUUCUUGUGCAACAAGGACUUUUUUUUCAUUUUCUGUUUUCUCAACCUUUUGUUUGUAUUAACGAUACUGCUUUCGUUAUAGAUGUUGAUGAAAUCAUGACGAAAGCGGAGUAUGAGUAUCGAUCGAUGCAUAGGGCAACCGUUCUGGAUCAAUUCCGUCUCGUCCACCGUAAUGCUGCCGCUAUUCGAGUAAAGUUAAUUGAUCAGGAAAAAUUGGACGCCGAUAGAUGUCAUUUGAGUGUGAUGAAACUAAAAAAACGUGGACAGUUGCCUCCAUGGCUGCGACCAGCCCCAUUGUUUCCAGAAGGCGAUGAACCUCCACCGCCGAUUGAAAAAGAAAAAGAUGAAGAAGAUGUUUCAGCAGACAUUGCAGGAACGCGGGGAACAAAGCGGGUACGGCGAGAACACGACAUUGUAGCAAAUGCAAGGUACAUUGCACGUCAGUUUUUUGAUGAUGAUUACGAUGAAAUUAUUCUUCAUAGAUCUUCACCUAGAUCUUGA
This is a messenger RNA of Trypanosoma theileri, 1296 nucleotides long. RefSeq lists its product as uncharacterized. Lineage: Eukaryota; Euglenozoa; Kinetoplastea; Trypanosomatida; Trypanosomatidae. The transcript has a single exon. The coding region runs from base 1 to 1296 and encodes 431 amino acids. The record is from RefSeq and is a predicted model, not a curated record.